Messenger RNA from Hibiscus syriacus, 3120 nucleotides. RefSeq names its product ubiquitin carboxyl-terminal hydrolase 8-like. The record is from RefSeq and is a predicted model, not a curated record. Gene Ontology annotation, molecular function: cysteine-type deubiquitinase activity. Bases 105 to 2765 code for a protein of 886 amino acids. The transcript has 13 exons. NCBI's taxonomy places the organism in Eukaryota, Viridiplantae, Streptophyta, Magnoliopsida, Malvales, Malvaceae. Gene Ontology annotation, biological process: protein deubiquitination.
UCAAAAUACAUAGAGAAAAACAAUAAUAAUAAUAAUGAAUAGCAUUUCCUCUAUUCAUUUUUAAAUCUCUUUCUUUCUUCCUUUCUUUUCUCUUUUUGAAAGCGAUGGAUCUUCUUUCCGAGGAUUCCUCCGAUUCCACUCUUCGGGUCGACUCAGACAACAACGAGGGCGCCUGCAACGAUGAACAGCGAGUUUACUUUGUGCCCUUCAGGUGGUGGAAAGAUGCACAGGAUUCAUCUUCAGGCGAAUCUGAUUUGAAGAGGGGGAUUUUGUAUACGGCAAACCCGGGAAGCUCGUAUGCCGGUCCCAUGAAGUUGAUCAACAACAUAUUCAAUUCAGAUCUUGCUUUCAAUUUAAGGAAGGAGGAGGAGGAUUCUUUGCACAAUGCUGAAAAUGGAGAGGUUGGGGUUUCAGGAAGGGACUAUGCAUUAGUUCCUGGUGAUAUGUGGUUGCAAGCUCUUAAAUGGCAUAGUGAUACUAAGAUUGCAGCAAAAGGUGGUAAAAGCUUUUCAGCUGCUGAAGAUGACAUGGCAGAUGUGUAUCCGUUGAAGCUAAGACUUUCUAUUCCACAAGAAACAAAUUCAUUGGGAGUAAAAAUUAGCAAAAAGGACAAUGCAGUGGAACUAUUCAGAAGAGCAUGCAAAAUCUUUAGUAUAGAUUCUGAGCCGUUUCGCAUUUGGGAUUUUUCUGGGCAGACAGCUCUAUAUUUUAUGAAUGAAAGAGAUGGAUUUCUCAAAGAUUCUCAACGCCGAUCAGAUCAGGAGAUUCUCCUGGAGUUGCAAGUCUAUGGGUUGUCAGAUUCCAUGAAAUGUAGAGAAGGGAGAAAAGACAAAAUGUUAGGACAACAUCCUUCAAAUUGCUCUUCUGGUGCUCCAGUUUUGUUAAGUGGCAAUUCAAACUCCAAUUUUGUUGGUACUGGCACUUCAAUAAUCUGUGGAAAAUCCGGAGAAGCUGGUUCUUUGGGACUGACUGGAUUACAAAAUCUUGGAAACACUUGUUUCAUGAACAGUGCCAUUCAGUGCUUGGCUCAUACACCAAAGGUGGUUGACUAUUUUCUUGGAGAUUAUACUAGAGAAAUAAAUCCUGACAAUCCACUGGGAAUGAAUGGUGAGAUUGCUUCAGCCUUUGGGGAUCUAUUGAGGAAAUUAUGGGCCCCUGGAGCAAUUCCGGUGCCACCAAGAACAUUUAAGUCAAAACUGGCUCGAUUUGCUCCUCAGUUCAGUGGCUUCAAUCAGCAUGAUUCUCAAGAACUUCUUGCAUUUUUGUUGGAUGGACUUCAUGAGGAUCUCAAUCGUGUUAAAAGUAAGCCUUAUGUUGAAGUGAAGGAUAGUGAGGGUCGAAAAGAUGAGGAAGUAGCUGAUGAAUAUUGGCAAAAUCACCUUGCUCGCAAUGAUUCUAUCAUUGUUGAUGUGUGCCAGGGUCAGUUUAAAUCAACUUUAAUUUGUCCAGAAUGCAGAAAGGUCUCUGUAACAUUUGAUCCAUUCAUGUACCUUUCACUACCUCUACCAUCAACAACAUUGCGUACAAUGACUGUAACUGUCAUCAGCACCGAUGGAACCUUUCCACCAUCUCCAUUUACAGUUACUGUACCGAAGAGUGGGAAAUUUGAAGAUCUUAUCCAGGCUCUAAGUGUUGCAUGUUCUUUAAGGGCUGAUGAGACCCUCCUCGUGGCAGAGAUAUACAACCACCGAAUUAUUCGUUUUCUUGAAGAGCUUGCCGAUUCUUUGUCAUUGAUUAGAGAUGAUGACACAUUGGUUGCUUAUCAGUUAAAUAAAGACAUCGAGAAAACUCCUUUAGUUGUGUUUACACAUCAACAGAUGGAAGAGCAGUGCAUCCUUGGGAAACUGACUUCAAAUUGGAAGACAUUAGGAAUUCCUCUUGUAGCAAGGCUUUAUAAUGUUGUUACUGGAUCUGACAUCCAUUGUCUAUAUCUGAAACUACUAAAUUCAUUUCAGACACAGACUGAAGAAGUCGUAGAUGGCCGUGAUAUCUCUGAGAGCACGGCAGUUGAGGACGUUUCUCCAAAAGAGCACGAUGAAUCAUCUCGAGUUUCAAAUGGAUUUGAAAAGCCCCCUGAUGCAAAUGGCCCUUUAGAGGCUGAGUUACGAUUUUACUUAACAGACGGAAAGGGAAUAGUCAAGGAAUCUGAGAUACUUUUGGGUGAAGCGAUACCAGCUGAUGGAAUGUCCAGGAGAUUACAUGUACUCGCAUCCUGGCCAGAAAAAUAUGUUAAAAAGUACGAUGCACAGCUUAUUAGCACUUUACCGCAGAUCUUUAAGUCCUGCUUUUUCACUAAGAAACCUCAAGAAUCUGUUUCUCUUUAUAAAUGUCUUCAAGCAUUCCUGAUGGAGGAGCCGCUUGGACCUGAAGACAUGUGGUACUGUCCAGGCUGCAAAGAGCACCGUCAAGCGAGUAAAAAGUUGGAUCUUUGGAGACUGCCUGAGAUUCUGGUUAUUCAUUUAAAAAGAUUCUCGUAUAAUCGAUUCUUGAAAAACAAGCUGGAUACAUUUGUUGACUUCCCCAUUGACAAUCUUGAUUUGUCCAAUUAUAUCGGCUCUAGUAAUGACGAGUUAUCGAACCGUUACAUGCUUUAUGCGGUUAGUAACCACUAUGGAAGCAUGGGAGGUGGUCAUUAUACUGCAUUUGUCCAUCAUGGGGGUGGACAAUGGUACGAGUUCGAUGAUAGCCAUGUUUAUCCCAUUGGCCCAGAGAAGAUCAAGACAUCCGCUGCUUAUCUUCUCUUCUACAGAAGAGUCGUAGACUGAAAACAUCCGGACCAUUGUUUACCGAUGUAACCUUUUAAAGUGAGAAUUCUUCAUCGGUGGAUAUAUCAAUAUAUCAAAAGAGUAAGCAUUCUACUUUCAUCUUUGGCCUAAGUUGAUAGUUUUUAGUAUUACAAAGGAAGGGGGAAUUAUAAGUUGAUGCCAUUGAUGACUGUACCAUAGUAGCAAGCAAGAAAUGAGAGGUGAGAGUGUUUGAAGAAGGGGAAGGGGAAUUUUUGUUUCUUUUAUACCUAUAAUCAUUUGUGAAAUGAAGAGUUUAUCCUUAUUAUUUUUAUUUUUUAACCCAUGAAAGUGUAGCUUUUGUUAAUUGUUAUUAAUGUAAAAUGAUUGAUUGAUA